Notothenia coriiceps (black rockcod) is the source of this 1788-nucleotide messenger RNA. It is a transcript of the gene sfxn2, whose product is annotated as sideroflexin 2. The transcript has 12 exons. Gene Ontology annotation, molecular function: monoatomic ion transmembrane transporter activity. Gene Ontology annotation, cellular component: mitochondrial inner membrane. Lineage: Eukaryota; Metazoa; Chordata; Actinopteri; Perciformes; Nototheniidae. The record is from RefSeq and is a predicted model, not a curated record. Bases 209 to 1171 code for a protein of 320 amino acids. Gene Ontology annotation, biological process: serine import into mitochondrion; monoatomic ion transport.
UGAUUGGACGAAGGCAUGCCACGUGUCUUUACUAUGCCACAGGAGCACAUUUGAUUACCUGACAGGUUGCUCUGUAGGGCUGUAGAGGGUGAGGAGAAAUCUCCCAAAGGUUUCGACAGCUGAGUAACGUCCUGCAGAGUAAACAAGGGCCUUUCAAAGAUUUGAACUUUUUCAUGCAGUAAGUCAGGCCUGCUUUUUAACCCCCACAAUGGCUUCGAGCUCAUUCGACAUUGACGCACCGCGAUGGGACCAGUCCACGUUUAUGGGUCGAUUGAAUCACUUCUUCAACAUCACAGACUGGAGAACUGUGACCUUACCUGAUUCACGCCUGGAUGAGGCCAAAGCUUUAGUGGAUAGCUGCAGGGCGGGAUCUGUCCCCCCUGGCACCACAGAGGAGCAGCUCCACUACGCCAAGAAGCUGUACGACUCGGCCUUCCACCCCGACACCGGAGACCGCAUGAACCUCAUCGGCCGCAUGUCCUUCCAGGUCCCUGGAGGCAUGGCCAUCACCGGCCUCAUGCUGCAGUUCUACAGGACAGUUCCUGCUGUGGUGUUUUGGCAGUGGGUGAAUCAGUCCUUCAACGCUCUGGUCAACUACACCAACCGUAACGCUGCCUCCCCCAUCACUCCCAAGCAGAUUGGAGUAGCCUACUUCACAGCAACCAGUACCGCGUUAGCAACAGCAGUCGGACUCAAUCUCUACACAAAGAAAGCCCCUCCCCUCGUGGCUCGCUGGGUUCCUUUUGUCGCGGUGGCUUCAGCCAACUGUGUUAACGUUCCUAUGAUGAGGCAACAGGAAAUUCUGAAUGGCAUUGCUGUCACAGAUGAAAAUGGCAACAAACUGGGUCACUCUAAGAAAGCCGCAGUAAAAGGCAUCACCCAGGUGGUCUUCUCCCGGAUCACCAUGGCGGCACCAGGAAUGAUCAUCCUCCCCAUCAUCAUGCAAAGGAUGGAAAAAUAUAAGUUCAUGCAGAGAAUCACGUAUCUCCACGGACCAAUUCAAGUGAUGUUGGUGGGGGCGUUUUUGGUCUUCAUGGUGCCUGCCGCCUGCUCGCUGUUCCCUCAAAGAUGUUCUAUGGCCGUGUCGAAGCUGGAGCCCGAGCUGAGAGACUCCAUUGUGUCUCAAUACGGACAAGCUGUUAAACAUGUGUACUUCAACAAAGGCCUCUGAGGCUUAGAUUAGCAUCAUCUACUCACUACAAAUGAAUGAUUACACAUGUGUUUAUGAAUUCAUUUCACAAUUAUUAGUAAAAAUGAAGUGCUAAUUUCCAUAAAUCAUCACAUUGGUGCUUAUUGGUGGGAUGUUUAUGAACAACCAUGCCACUUUUUAAACAGUUUCUUUAUCUUUUUUUCAAAUGAUUUCUUACAAUAGACAGAUGCUAGGGGCACUGUGUACUCCUGUUGAGAAACCAAAUUAUUUCCUCUCAGUCACAUUAGAACUGUUAGUUUGUCCUUCAUGUCUCAUCUGUAGUUGUUUGCGUCUUGUCGCUCAACGUUUCUUACAAUCUGUGCCUUCUUCAAAGCGGCAGGAGCAACAACACUGCUGGAUUUAUUGUCUUUAAAUCAAAUUGUGCUGUACUAUGAAACCACAGAAAUACUUCUAUGCAUUGAUUAAGACUCUGAAAAUAGGUUUUGUGUGAUAAAAGGGGAGGACACUGCCAUCUUCUGACAGAAUGGAGGUAGAGGCGUGACAUGUUUGCAGGAUUAAAAUGGUUUACCAGUCAGACAUGUCGCUUUGUGCCACGAUCCUCAGAACAAAAUGUAAUAAAACCACACAAUAAUUUGAAA